AUGUCUGAAGCCAAAGGUUAUCUUAAGGCUGCAAAGCAAGCUCUAAAGGAUGAUAACCCAGAGUAUUGCAUACAAUUGGCUGAAGAUGCGUUGAAAAUAGAUCCGAAAAACUAUUUUGCCUUUGUCUUUAUAGGUAAAUCAAGUCAUUUAUUACAACAAAUAGAUCCUGCUAUCAAGGCAUACAAAAAAGCAAUUGAAGUUGAUCAUGAUAAUAUAACUGCCUGGAAAGGGUUGUUUUUGAUAGUGUCAAACCAUAAUGAUUACAAACAAUUUUUCGAGUUUGCUGGUGAUUAUGCAGAAUUGCUGGUUAGUUUACAGGAAGGUUUAUCUGAAUUCAUCAGAGAAAUAAGAAAAUACUUGAAGAAUAACUCAAGCGAUGAAGUUUAUGAAGAAUAUCUAAGGUCAUUGUUACCUGAAAAUAAGCUGGGCCAAGUUUGCUUAGGUAUCAUUGAAAAGCCUCAAAAAGUUAUUACAGAAUAUUUAGAUAUACAAUUGAAAAGGGAAAACUCUGAAGUGUCCAAAAAGACUACUCGUGAAAGACUCAAAUCUAAAAAUCAGCAACUCAUGGAUAAAAUCGCCUGGGAAUACUAUAAAGAUUCAGUCAUACCCCAUCUUUAUGAAGAAUUGAUCAAUACUUUAGAUGAUGACGAGAAAAGAAGAGAAACAGAAGAACAAUAUUUGAAAUAUAGAUAUAAAGUAUUAAAAGCAGCACCAUCAACUGCUAAGCCAGAUCUAUUUGCAUCCAUAAAGGAAAUGAUAGAGGGUAUGGUUCUUGUCAAACAUACAUCAUUUUUUGCUUGGUCAUUAUAUUUUGAUUGGAUUGAUUCAUCUGACUUGUCGACAAUUGAUGAAACCACACUAAAAAAUUUCUUGAAGUUAUUCAAAAGUGAACCAUUAGGACAAAUUAUCUAUGCUUAUGUCUUGUCAGAUCUGUCACCUUUCAAGAUUGAUAUUGAAGAAAAGAAGAAACCAUCCAAAUCAAAAGAACUAUCUCAAGAGGAACAACAAUUGGAACAGUUAGAAACAGAUGAAACAGAUUCAGCGUUGGCGCCAGAAGAACUUUUAGCACUAAUGGUUCAAGGCUUAGAAUCUUGUAAGACAAGUUUGCUCGCUUACCGUAUUGUGCUGUCAUAUCAAAUCCAUUUAAAACUCUUUGAAUCAGCGUUAGCUACAUGUCAAGCUGCUAUUCAGCUAUUAGUCACUUCUACAAGACACACUGGGUUUGAUUUCAAGAACUCUAAGGAAGAUCUAUUGGUGAAUUAUGGUGUUGUUUUGACAUACUAUGAAGCCCCAAAGAAUUUUAAAAGAGCUUUACAAAUUUUUGAUAAAAUUCUUGUUGAAUCACCUACAAAUGUUAAUGCAAGAGUUGGUAAAGGUCUGAUUUUAGUGGAGAGAGGUGAACUGCAAGAUGCAAGAACUUUGUUAGCUCAGGUUACAGAGGAGUUCCCAGAUAAUGAUGAAGCCAUUAUGGAGUUAUCAUGGUGUCAAGUCAAAUUAGGGGAAUAUCAAACAGGUAGAGAGGGUCUAUGUCAAGUUUUAUCGAAUUUGAAAGGUAAUACUCUUCACAUUCUAGAAUUGAAAGCUUCUGUUAAUUGGAAAAUUGCACAAAGUUAUUUACUGGAAGGUGGUAACGUUGAUAAAGCUUAUGAAUAUCUAGUUGAAUCAUUGAGAGCCUCAAAGAAUUUUGCUCCAUCAUAUACUUCAUUGGGUGAGAUCUAUUUAAACCAUUAUGAGGAUGAGAAAAGAUCAGCAAAGUGUUUUCUUAAAGCUUUUGAAAUUGAUUCAAAUGAAGUCACUGCAGCUUGGUACUUGGUUAAAGAUUUUACUGCCAAAACAGAUUGGCCACGAGCUGAGAUGUUUUGUAAACGUUUGAUCAUAUCUGAAAAUUCAAAACGUCGUUUAGGUAAUGAUAGUUGGCCUUAUAGAAUCUUGGGUUGUGCCUCUUUGGAAACUCAAGAUGAUGCUAAAGCUGUUGAAUGGUUUCAAACUGCAAUUCGGUUAAAUGCCAAUGAUACUGAAUCAUGGAUUGGGUUAGGUGAAGCUUACUAUGGUUGUGGUAGAUUGGAAGCUGCAGCUAAAGUUUUCAGAAGAGCUUUGGAAUCGGAACCUGAGCAUUGGGUUGCUCAAUAUCUUUUGGCUGUUGUGGAAACUCAUAUUAGUGAGUUUGACGUCGCUAUUGAGAUCUUUGGAAAGUUGUUAGGUGAAAGACCAAAUGAAGAAUGUGUUGUUGCUGGGUUAUAUGAUGCCUUGUAUCAAUAUGCUAAUGAAUGUGUCUCUCGUGGGUUCUUUGGGAAAGCUAUUGGCCUUGUUUUGAAAGCUGUUGAGUUAUUACCAAAAGGAAACAAACAAUCAUUAAAUUUUUGGAAAAUCACUGGUGAUUUGGUUCAUAUUUUCUUGAUUGUUCAAUCUAAAAUUGAUCAGUUCCCACACAAAGAAUUCCUAGAACUGUUUCAAUCUGUUGAUGUUGAUCUUGAUUCGUCAUUGAUUGACGAAUACAUUGAGGGUGAAAAAUUAGUGGAACUUGUUGCAUUAUUUUUGGUUUAUUGUAAUCAAGCUGCCCUAUCUUUGAACCCAUCUUCAAGACCAUUGCGCUCCUCAAGCUUUUAUAAUUUAGGUCUUUCCCAAUUAAUUGCAUAUUUGAAAACUAAGAAUACAGAGUUCAGAGAUUCAUCCAUUAUUUCAUUGAAAGAGUCUAUAAAAUUACAAUCAAAUUAUGCAGAACCAUGGAUUGCAUUAGGUGUUGCCUCUAUUAGUGUUAAUCCUCGUGUUGCACAACAUUGUUUCAUCAAAGGUAGUUCAAUAGAUCCAAAGAAUGUUGAAAUCUGGUCUGAUUUGGCAUUAUUAUACCUAAGAUAUGAUGACCCUGAACUUGCUGUUGAAUCUUAUAUGAGAGGACAGAGUCUUGCUCCAAGUGAACCAAUAUCAUGGUUAGGACAUGCGUUAGCUGCUCAAGCUCAGGGUGAUUUUGAACUUGCAUCCAACCUUUUCACACACGCUUUUAUUUUAUCAAAUGGUAGAUCACCAGUGGCACAAUUGCUAUAUGGUUUAAACAUUUGCUUGAAGAGAAUAGGUAAAGGUGACGAUGUUCAAGAUGUUGAAGCUGUUCAAGAAUUAUCUACUGCAUGUUAUGGUAUGUUACAAUAUUUGAAGCAUUACCCAUUGGACCCAUUCGGGCUAUCUGUCAGUUGUUUGAUUUUGGAAAAGUUGAAUGAUUAUGAAUUGGGGCAAGAAAUUUCAACUCAAUUGUUGAGUAUAUUAGAAAAGGCAUAUGAAGAAUCUGAAAGUGAUGAUGUACUACUGAAUUUUGCAAGAAUCAAAGCUCAAUCAGCAAGAUUUGAACUUGGUGUUCAGAAUUAUGAGGGCGCUAUUGAAUGUGCUCAAGAGUGUUUGGAAUUGACUGAAGAUGAGAAAACAGUUAUUUCUUCAAGAACAGUUUUAGGCUUGUCAUAUUUCUUUUUAGAUAAAUUUGAUGAAGCCUUGGAAGAGUUUAAACUAAUCUUGUCAUUAUCAAAUGAUGCAAAGAGACUAGUUGUUUUGAUUUCACAAGUUUUAUAUAUUUAUGAUACAGAAGAGACAAAACAAGCUGCAUUGGAUCAACUGUUCCAUAACAUUGAGACAGCAGGUACAUCGCUUUUAGUCACUCUAGUCAUUGGUGCUAUCUCUGUUGUUGAGAACUUGGAGGAUUACUUGGUGAUUAUCAAGAGUGAAUUGGAAGCAUUACCACUUUCUGAAUUGAUCAGUGAUAAAUUUAAAAACGUUCCAUACUUGGUUUCACAGGUUAAUAGAAGAUUGAAAAAAAAUGAACAGUUUACAUGGCAGAGAUCAGCUUAUUUUUUCCCAGAUGAUCUGAGAAUAUGGGAGAACUUGGAUAGAAACAUCUCUCUCAAGAUCGCUACCCAUGGUAAGGUCAAUGCUAAAGAUUUGAGUGACGCGUAUCUCAACACUGGAGAGCUUCGUGAUAUCCAAAGAAGUAUGUUUUUGUCUCCUUGGAACGUUGCCAGUGCCGAGGCUUUGAAAGGAUGUUUUUAA
This is a messenger RNA of Hansenula anomala, 4029 nucleotides long. RefSeq names its product SKI complex subunit tetratricopeptide repeat protein SKI3 (gene SKI3). Bases 1 to 4029 code for a protein of 1342 amino acids. Gene Ontology annotation, cellular component: Ski complex. The record is from RefSeq and is a predicted model, not a curated record. The transcript has a single exon. Lineage: Eukaryota; Fungi; Ascomycota; Saccharomycetes; Phaffomycetales; Wickerhamomycetaceae. Gene Ontology annotation, molecular function: protein binding.